This is a messenger RNA of Pestalotiopsis fici W106-1, 1500 nucleotides long. RefSeq lists its product as uncharacterized. Lineage: Eukaryota; Fungi; Ascomycota; Sordariomycetes; Amphisphaeriales; Sporocadaceae. The coding region runs from base 1 to 1500 and encodes 499 amino acids. The record is from RefSeq and is a predicted model, not a curated record. Gene Ontology annotation, biological process: RITS complex assembly; regulation of transcription by RNA polymerase II; regulatory ncRNA-mediated heterochromatin formation. The transcript has 6 exons. Gene Ontology annotation, cellular component: SAGA complex.
AUGGCGGGCGUGUUGGAGGGGCGCAAAGGCCCCGACGACGAAGGCACCAUCAAUGUUGCACCCAAGAAGAUAGCCAAGGCCAUGGCCAAUGGCGGACUCAAGUUGAGAAGAUCCACUGUCAAGCAGACAAAACCGGGCAAUUGGAGGGAGGGUAUUGUGUCAGACCUGGAAAAGAAGAAGAAGCGAAGCGAAAGUCCUGCUGCUGUACUCGGCUCGCCGUCUUCCGGUACCGUCGUUAACCCACUUGACGACACCUCGAGAGAUACCUUCUCAACAGGCCUCCCACUCGAUGACCCCCUGCCACUUCAACAGUGCAAACAUUGCAAAAAAGGGAUCCUCAAGAAUGCCGCCAAGGAGCAUAUUGCACAAUGCCUCAAAAUCAAGAAGGAAAAGGCACAACGCAAAAAGGAGGCCAGAGAGGCUAGGGAGCGAGCCAAAGAGGAAGCCCGCCAAGAGGAGGCUCGCAAGAAUGAUCCCGAUGGCGACACGCAAAUGAACGAUGAUAGCGAUGACGAAGAUGACGAAAAGAAGGGCACCGGCGGCAAGGCCAACAAGAAAGUCGGUGGCAAGAAGCCAGAUGGCGAGGCCAAGGGCAAAAAGCGCAAGGCUGAGGCCGACGCCGACAAGGGACCCAAGAGCAAAAAGAAGAAGGAAGAACCCAAACCAAAGGUCCCCAAACCAAAAGGUCCCGUCGAUGUCGAGAAACAAUGUGGUGUCAUCCUCCCAAAUGGCCAACCUUGUGCUCGGUCCCUUACGUGCAAGAGCCACUCCAUGGGCGCUAAACGUGCAGUACCGGGACGUUCGCUCCCAUAUGAUAUGUUGUUAGCAGCAUACCAGAAGAAGAAUCAAGCAAAGCAGCAGAAGGCUGCGCUCGAUGCAAAUGCUCCAGUAGCGGAUGAGGACGAUGCGAACGCAGCACCUGUGGAUUCCGACGAAGAGACGGCAGCCGUUAUGGGCGCCCUGGCUCGUUGGAACCCACAACCAGUACUGCCACCGCCCGUCUUCAACCCGAUCAAGCGGAAUUACCAACUGGCACGGCUCCACGAGCAACUACAGACUGCUACAAAUGGCGGACGAUCAAAUAUUUUCAAGGUUGUUGGUUAUGGAGCACACAAACUAUCAGAUGCUCACGCGGAUCUGAAUGUGGACAUGGACGAUGCGCCGGGCGAACCUGAUGUCAUUAUGAGUGCAGAUGAUUCGGCAGAGAAGGAGGGUUUAACACUCAGCAGCCCGGACAAGGGCAGUCCGCGGUCGGCAUCCGCUGUUGCUCCAAGCACAGCUACGGGCAGCGCACCGGUCGAGAGUCCGCUAUUCGAGCCCUCACCCACCCCGUCCACUGCAAAGGAAUUGCCACGCGCUCAGGCCAGCGAUGGGCCCAGGGAGAAGUCGGAGAAAAGCAUAGCCAAGACGAGCUAUGCGGCCCCAGAGAAUACGCCUCGCAGGAAGCGCGGCAGGCCUAGGAAGCAUCAGCGAGCCCCGAAUCAAGGUAAUAGGACUUGA